This is a messenger RNA of Biomphalaria glabrata, 1193 nucleotides long. RefSeq lists its product as uncharacterized. The record is from RefSeq and is a predicted model, not a curated record. Bases 554 to 961 code for a protein of 135 amino acids. The transcript has 4 exons. Lineage: Eukaryota; Metazoa; Mollusca; Gastropoda; Planorbidae.
CCUUUAUAAAUUCUCAUAAUAAGAUUUAGAUGUAUUGUGAAAAUUUUAUACAGAGCAAAUAAGAAAAAAUAGUUUCGUUGCAAAUAGGCCAUUUUAUCUGUUCUAAAUAUCUAAAGCAUAGAACUUUUGCAACAACUAUUAAAGGAUGUUUUAUUAAAUAUUCUUUAGGCCAUGUUUUCAAGAGUGGUACAUUCAGAAAAGACAAGCGUCAGAGGAGUUUCAGAGGGGACAUUAAACAGAUCUCGUGAUGAUCUGACUUCUUUAGAAACGAGAGAGAAAUUACAAGCUGUGUAAUAACGGAAGCUUACCAACUUCACACGUCAAGUCUGUUAUUGUAUUAUGUCAUUGGCAUGCACAAAUGUACUGGAUGUCAAACAUCUGUAAAUUAAUUUAAUUAAAAGACGUCAGAACAAAAUCUAGAUCCUGUUUAAAACUGAUGAAAAACGACUGAACCUGUUCGUUUAAGUUUAGACUGUAAACGCCACGUUCUCUACUUUCUGAUGAGUCGCACUGCACUGUCCAGCCUGGAGUGAAAAUAAGUCUGUACACAAGGAUGCAACAGAUCCAAUAUUUCAUUUUUAUUACUCAGUAUCUUCUACAAGUUGUAUUCUGUCAACGGAUUCUACUCUUUCCCUACAAUGAAACAAAGAACUGUAACAUCAGUCUUGUGGAAGAGAAUGAUAGAAUUCUGAUGUAUGGCAAAGUGGAUUUCAAUGGAAACAUUCCUGCGUCAUCAUUUGUCAACUUUAAAAUCAAAAGAAAAACUGAAACGAGUUUUCAAUUUAUUUCCUUUGUGAAAAUUCCAGAAGACUGUGAUGAAGUCUUUCACUACGGCAACUGUUUAAAAACUGAUGACCAUAAAGUGUUUCUAUUGUUUUUAAAUAUAACUGCACAUGAAGUGACCAGCGAGGCAGACAUAGAAGUAGAACUGGUUUACAGGGAAACAACUUUUUGUACGUAACAUGCUCAGGCAGAAUAGUUAACAAACCCAAGAUACUUGAUUUGUGAUGAACUGAUUUGACUUUUUAGUUAACUAGUUUGUUAGUUAUUCUGAUAGAUAGUUGUUGUUUUUUUAAUUAAAGAAGAGAGAUGUAACAUAUUGGUAUUAUAUGUACAUUUGCACACUAGCGCGUCAGUGCAACACCGCUUGUGUUUGCGUAAUAAAUGGAGUUCCUAAUAUGUCUUCCCUCUUA